AAUGGAUAUUGACAAAUAAUUAGAGAUAUUGAGAAAUGGGAGAUGUUUAAGUGAAAGAGACACUCAUUUGAUUUGUGAAAUUGCAAAAGAUAUUUUAAUAGAGGAACCAAAUGUAGUUAAUGUGAAAACUCCAGUUAUGGUAUGUGGAGAUAUACAUGGAUAAUAUUUUGAUUUAUUGGAACUUUUUAAAUGUGGAGGACAAUUACCAGAGAAGAAGUAUAUAUUUAAUGGGGAUUAUGUUAAUCGAGGGUAAUUUAAUAGAUUAUUUAAGGUAUCAUUCAGUUGAGACCUUCUAAUAUUUAUUAUGUUUAAAGAUUAAGUAUCCAAAAGAUAUUAUAUUGCUAAGAGGAAAUCAUGAAUCAAGACCUAUAACUUAAGUUUAUGGAUUAUAUGAUGAAGUGAAAAAGAAAUUUGGUAAUAUUUAUCCUUGGUAAUACUUUUGUGAUGUAUUUGAAUAUUUGCCAUUAUGUGCAUUGGUAGAUUAAAAGGUAUUUUGUGUACAUGGAGGACUGUCUCCAUUAAUAAAUACUAUUGAUUAGAUACGAGUAAUAGGUUUCAUAUAAAUGUUAUAUUUAAAUAAGAUCGAAGAACUGCAAAAGAUAAUGAAGGUCCAAUGUGUGAUAUGUUAUGGUCAGAUCCUGAGUAAGAUUUAGAGGGAUGGGCAAAAAAUAAUCGUGGGGCAGGUGUUUAAUUUGGAAAGAAAGUAGUUGAUUAAUUUAAUCAUAUUAAUGAAUUAAUUUUGAUUGGAAGAUCACAUCAAUUGAUAAUGGAAGGAUAUAGAUAUGAAUUUAAAGUAAAUAUAGAUUUAAAAAUAGAAAUAAUUAGUUACAGUAUGGUCAGCACCUAAUUAUUGUUAUAGAUGUGGAAAUAAAGGAUGUAUUAUGAUUUUGGAUGAGAAUUUAGAGUAGAGUUUCUUAUUAUUUGAAGAAUCAAUAGAUUCUAAUUAAGUUAUCUCUAAUUAAGGUUUGUUACCUUAUUUUUUAUGA
Molecule: messenger RNA, 986 nt
Organism: Paramecium pentaurelia
Lineage: Eukaryota; Ciliophora; Oligohymenophorea; Peniculida; Parameciidae
Source: the annotation of a GenBank genome assembly